Molecule: messenger RNA, 980 nt
Organism: Gadus chalcogrammus (walleye pollock)
Lineage: Eukaryota; Metazoa; Chordata; Actinopteri; Gadiformes; Gadidae
Product: urokinase-type plasminogen activator-like
Exons: 4
Biological process (GO): regulation of cell adhesion mediated by integrin; plasminogen activation
Molecular function (GO): serine-type endopeptidase activity
Source: RefSeq, a predicted model, not a curated record
UUGGCCAUCGGUCUCUGUCUCCGUAGCACCUACAUUCCGGGAGAACAACUGUCUGUGUACCUGGGGAAGAGCGCCCUCAACGAGACGGACCCGGAGAAGGAGCAGCGGUUCACUGUGGAACAGCUGGUCAUACACGCCGAAUACAACAGCGGAGGAGUGGACUAUGAGAAUGACAUAGCGCUGUUGAGGAUACGCGGCGGCAGUGAUGGUGCUUGCGCUGCUCGGACCGACUGGACCCGCACGGCGUGUCUGCCCCCCCUCCACACCAAACUGCCUGCUGGGAUGCGGUGCACCGUCGCCGGCUAUGGCCGUGAGGUUGACGGUGGACUCUAUAAUUCCCAGUACCUGCGGGAGGCGAAGGUGCAGCUGCUCUCACAGGGCGUCUGUAGGUCCAACUACGCUGAGAAACUCACGGACAACAUGCUCUGUGCCGCCAGUCCAGACUGGAGCAGAGACGCCUGCCAAGGAGACUCCGGGGGCCCGCUGGUUUGCGAGACGGGGGGCCGGGCGUUCCUCUACGGGGUGGUCAGCUGGGGCAACGGCUGUGCCCGGAGGAACAAGCCGGGGGUGUACACACGACUGACCAACUACAACGGCUGGAUCGCCGAGCAGACAGGCCUGCCGUCCUACACCGCCGGAGCCAUGUACCCCAAGAAGUGGUGACCAGCAGAUAGAAGGACGACGGCGGCAUCUCAGGAAAUUAAGUCUGAAAAAAAGACUCCAUUUUGUAUUGUUGUUUAAACGCUUUUGCACAGAGUAGCAUUCCCUCAGCAAGCAAUGUGACGUUUAUUAUAUUGUGCGGUGCAGUUUAUGGCACCAUGGUGGAAUGUAUAUAUGCAAGUGGGUAAAAUUAUAUUUAAUUUGCAUUUGACAAGAAUCUAGAUGGUUUCUUUUUGUCAUUGAACAAAUAUUUCUUAUAGAGGCUGGUCUUCUGUUACUUAUUAUUAUACUUUACUUUCAAUGUUUCUAAUUGUAUUUUU